AUGUUUGUAAUUGGUUGCUUCAUCGGCCGAUAUUUCACUCCAACGUGGCACAAGUUGGCAGACCUUUUGAAUGUGUAUGGACGGAUAUUUCCUAAGCCAUCGACCGCGGAUAUUUGGAGAGAUGAUGCAUUCUUUGGAAGGCAGAGAUUGGUUGGGGUAAAUCCGUUCGUCAUUGAACGCUGUACCGAAAUACCAAAAAAAAUGAAAGAUAACAUUGACAGUAGGAGGGCUUCCCUGGAGAGAGUAUUGCAACAGACAUCUAAUGUGGAGGAUUACACUCUGGAUACAGCCAUCCGAGAUAACAGACUUUUCAUCGUGAAUUAUAAAAUUCUGGAUGGGAUGUAUGAUCAAUUCGGAGUCUGUGCUCCUAUUGCGCUGUUCCUUGUGGAUUCUAACAAUGAAUUGAUGCCUGUCGCCAUACAGUUACAGCAAGACGGGAGAAAUAACCCGAUGUUCUUGCCCGGAGACCGAAGCUGGUUGAUGGCAAAGCUGUGGUUCAACCACGCAGACAGUUCAUUUCAGGAAUCAUUUUCACACCUAGGUGUUACUCAUCUGUUAAUGGAGAGUGUAGCUGUGGUUACACACCGGAACCUCAUUCAGACCCAUCCGAUUUUUCAAGUACUGGCUCCACAUUUCCAUUACCUUCUGGCUAUCAACACUGAAGCAAGAGAAUAUCUGAUCUCAAAUAAUGGAUUAGUUGACCAGACGUUAUCAAUCGGCAGAAAUGGAAUGAUGGAGAUCAUCAGAAGAAGAUUGGCGGAUUGGAGGAUGGACACUGGCGGAAUACUACCGGCAGAUCUUGAAAACAGAGGGGUAACAGGCGAUGGUAUCCUACCUAACUACUAUUACCGUGAUGACGCACUUCUUGUCUAUGGGGCUAUCAACGAUUAUGUCACGGCGUAUGUCGGACUUCACUAUAAUGAUGAUGGCAAUAAUGGCCUACCCCAAGUCAUUGAUGAUCCACAAAUACAGGCCUGGGUGUCGGCGAUCAUUUCUGAAAGGCAAAUUGAAGGCGGUGGUUGCGGAAUACAGGGACUUCCGUUGAAUGAUAAUCUCCAUAUAGCUACAAAUGAGCAGCUGAUUCAAAUCCUGACCUGUAUCAUAUACAUGUGUAGCGUGAGUCACGCGGUCACCAAUUUCCCACAGUACGAGCAGUACGGCUUCCAGCCAGCCUAUCCUGUUGGCAUGAGAGGGGCGCCGCCUCAGGACCCGAACGCCGCGCUGAAUAGCGGAGACAUCAUCAGAGCCAUUCCAUCCAAAUUCACCUGCCUAUUGGAAAUGGUUAUAAUGAAAUUCCUGAGUACAAGGAAUACCAACCUUCUGGGUGAUUUCGACAAUUUUACAUUUCCUGGUGACAGAACCGUACAAAAUCAGUUCAAACAAGAUUUGCAAGGAGUUGUUGGAUUAGUCGAUCAACGGAACAGAGGGAGAAUAUACCCUUACCUGUGGGCAAGUCCUGAAAAAAUCCCAAAUGCAAUCAGCAUUUAGACCAAACAACAUCUUGUCUUCUACCAACAUCUAGACCCAUCAACAUCUUGAAUUCUAUCAAAAUGUAAACCCAACAACAUUUUGUCUUCUAUCAACAUUUAGACCCAACAACAUCCUGACUUUUAUCAGCAUCUAGACUCUGCAAAACGCUGAAUUCCAUCUGACUCCGAUCAAGGACAAAUAACUAAAAUUUCUCCAGUAAGGCACAGUUACAUCGUAUGUAUUUCCGCCAGGUUGUUUACUCACAGACGAACUAGAUGGUCAACAGCAUAUCAACUUACCUAAGACUAUUGUCAAAUACUGAUGAUGGAAAUACAAUUUACAUGAGUGUUUGGAACAAUGAAAAUUGAUUUGUUACUUAGUAAUCGCUAAUAUACAAGUCCCUCAACAUAUUACGUAGGUCGUAAAGAUCAAAAUUAAAUAGUUAUAUUAGUGUAUUCAAAAAUUUCCUUCAUUUAAAUAUCACUAAGAAUUUUCAGAAAAUUGAAAUGCAGAAAAACUACUUGUAUAAACAUAUUAGAUUUUGAACUAGAAAAUAAUGUGAUAUAGCUACACAAAUAAUGGUCUAUAAGAAGUGUUCUGAUACAGUAAACCUUUGUAAAAAUGGGGUGUAUAAUUAGUGAAAUUAGUUACUAAUUGUAAGUGAAUAUAUAAAAGAAUGCGGUGUUGCAUGUAAUUAUGUGUUUUUUAUCAUUAUAAUUUUUUAUGUUAUCUCUCAUAUCUUUAUGCAGAGUUGAAGUAUACAAUUUUAUUGAUUGACAUGUAUAUUAUAUAUUUUUUAGAUGUAAAUAAUACUUGACUUGUGGUAUACCUGUCGCUUAUCCUUUAGACAGAGGGCAUGGAGUAGGUCUAUAUUUCCCCUUAAGGCUAGCCAUUGUUGACUUAACUUCGAAGCUGACCUAUUUUAAAAGGGUUGUGUUAUUUUCCAAACCAUGCAGACAAUGAGCUUUAAGCGGUUUAGACUUGAAGAAAUACAAUUCGAGUUUUUAUUGUAAUUGUUGUUUCGUUUUAUGAAAAAAAGACAGAUACAAGAAAACCUGGUUUAAGAUAUAACAACCCGAAAAAUAUUUAGUAGUUAAUGUUUUACUGCAGUGUCUAUGAAGUUAACAUUUCUUUAACAUUUUAUAUUUUAUAUUUUAAAUCAUUAUUAAAUGUGAAUAUAUAUAUUUUUUUUGGAAUGUCUCCAAAAUAUUAUUUAUAAAAUAAAUCAAGGGUUUAUAUACUACAUCUAUUUGGUUAAAAAAGUUUUAACAUUCUACUGAUAACCAUGCUGUAAUUUUACAUUAUACUGUUAACCAUGUUAUUAUUUUACAUAAUACUGUUAAUUAUAUAACCAUGCUGUAAUUUUACAUAUUGAUAACUUGCUGUAAUAUUACACUAUAUUGUUAAUAAUACUGUAUUUUUUUUUUACAUUAUACUGUUAGCCAUGCUAUAAUUUAACAUUCUACUGAGAACCAUGCUGUAAUAUUAGAUUAUACAGAGAACCAUGCUGUAAUAUAACAUUAUACAGAGAACCAUGCUGUAAUUUAACAUUCUACUGAGAACCAUGCUGUAAUAUUAGAUUAUACAGAGAACCAUGCUGUAAUAUAACAUUAUACAGAGAACCAUGCUGUAAUUUAACAUUCUACUGAGAACCAUGCUGUAAUAUUAGAUUAUACAGAGAACCAUGAAGUAAUGUUAUAUUAUACUGUUAACCAUACUGUAAUAUUACAUUAUACUGAGAACCAUGAUGUAAUGUUAUAUUAUACUGUUAACCAUACUGUAAUAUUACAUUAUACUGAGAACCAUGAUGUAAUGUUAUAUUAUACUGUUAACCAUACUGUAAUUUUACAAUAUACUGAUCACUAUGCUGUUAUUUUACAAGAAACAUGUCUGGGUCAAAAGCUGUUCAAACAGAGAAUAUUUUAAGGGUUUGGGUUAAAGAAAAAAGUCUUUAAAAAGAGGUUUAAAAGAAGUAAAUGCUGUAGACAGUUUUCUCAAAAGUCGUCAAGAUUCCUGAAAAUAACAUGAACAUCCAGGAAUGCACAAUUGUCUUCCUAUUUUACCAAAUAUUCCAGCAUUUAUCAAAAAUAGUAGCUGAGAUAACCAUGCUUGUAUACGUACUUCAUUCAUGAAUGAGUGCACCAGUACUAGUAUGCCUUUCCGAAUCAAUAAGCAGAGAAUUUGUGAAAUACUGUAUUCUUCUGAUGAGUAAAGUUGAUUUAGUAUUUCAUACACUGAUAUAAUUACAGUUAACCAAUCAAACCUGGCCAUGAAUUAUAUAUACCUUAAUAUUUAAACGGCCAGUCCAUUGUCAAUGUCAGCUAAUUUUGGACCGGCAAUAUGACCUAGAAUAUUAAAAUGUUACUUCGGAGACUUGUCUGUAAUCAAAAUUUUAGAUAUACUAGUUACGUCGAAUGAACAUGUACGUAUGGAAACUAUAAGGUUUACGUUGCAAACAUAUGGUUUAUUGAUAUACUUGAUUCUUGAGGUAAAAUGUUUCACAUAUAAAGUUGUAAAAAUGGUAUCAAAUAUGCAAAGUAUUUUUGAGGUGUGCGUUUUCCUGGUAUCAUUUAUGUUUCCUUUGUUUUUAUUUGCAUGCUGCUAUUUUUUAAUGGUCGUUGACGUCUUAAUCAUGCUUAUUGAUUUUGAAAACUGUAGUGCUGUGUGCGUGGUAAUGUUUAUAUUACAUUUUCUUAUCGUGUAGGGUUAUUAAAAGUGACUAAAACAUAACGACAAGAAAAAAUCGAAUUUUGGAAAAACUCUAGUUCUUGCUGACAAACUUAAUAAUGUACAAGGAACGUAAAAAUAUACAACGAAAGUUUAGAUAUGAUUAAUCAAUAUUGUCGUCUCAUUAUCAUUUAGCAAAGACAAGAAAUAUAUAGUGAGUGUUUCGGUACGUGCGUCCGUCAGUCCGUAGAGAACAUUUUCUUACAAGAAUAUUAACGAGCCAUAAUUAUAUAUAAUCUGCAUCUAAUUAGAUUUCGGCGGUCAUCAGUCAAUGUUCUUGGGUCAAACCCUUAAUUGUAAUGCCACGUUAUUGACCUGUUUGUUGUCAUCAAUCAAGGAUAAAGAGUCAAAGGUCACGCACAAUAAAACAUACAAUGUUUUUAUAGUAAAAGUUUAUAUGUAGUUAGUUGGAGGAGAAUUGAUUUUGAUAUCAAAGUUAUUUGAGUCAUAUUUUAUUUAUGUAAAAUAAUGUUUUUUAUAACUAUUCCAAGCUUUAUGGAUACAUAUGUACAUUUUUGUAUAUACAUUUCUGUCAGUGGCUUUCUUGUGAUAUCGCCAAUAAACAAUGUAACUUAAA
Molecule: messenger RNA, 4774 nt
Organism: Pecten maximus
Lineage: Eukaryota; Metazoa; Mollusca; Bivalvia; Pectinida; Pectinidae
Product: arachidonate 5-lipoxygenase-like
Exons: 13
Coding region: 1-1488 (495 amino acids)
Biological process (GO): lipid oxidation
Molecular function (GO): oxidoreductase activity, acting on single donors with incorporation of molecular oxygen, incorporation of two atoms of oxygen; metal ion binding
Source: RefSeq, a predicted model, not a curated record